Homarus americanus (American lobster) is the source of this 966-nucleotide messenger RNA. Its product is annotated as zinc finger BED domain-containing protein 5-like. Lineage: Eukaryota; Metazoa; Arthropoda; Malacostraca; Decapoda; Nephropidae. The transcript has 2 exons. Bases 1 to 966 code for a protein of 321 amino acids. The record is from RefSeq and is a predicted model, not a curated record.
AUGCUGGGAACAAUAUCGGGGUUCCAGCAGCGUGUCAAGGAAGUAUCUCCGAAUGCCAAGGGGAUCCAUUGUAUGAUCCAUCGUUUUACACUGGCGUCGAAAACCCUCCCUGAUGAACUUUGCAAGAUCGUGGAGGCAGUGGUCAAAUGUGUCAACUUUGUGAAAGCUGGAGAUCUGAACUCUCGCUUUUUCCAGAACCUUUGUAGAGACAUGGAUUCAGAGCAUAAAGCCCUCCUCUUUUACACCAAAGUGCGCUUGCUUUCCAAGGGCAAUGUUGUGAAUCGAGUGUUUGAACUUCGGGGAGAGCUUAAGUUGUUCCUGGAAGUGCAAGGGAAAGAUGAUCAAUUAAGUCACUUCAAUGAGGUGUUGUGGGAGCCACGUCCUGCAUAUUUAGCAGAUAUGUUUGAGCAGCUAAACAGGCUGAAUCUCAAGCUGCAGGGCAAUGAUAGAAAUGUGUUUCACCUCAUGGAUUGUCUUCGUGUAUUUCUUGCCAAGCUCCAGAAUUGGCAAAGGAAAGUCAAUGCAGGAAAUGUUGCCAUGUUUGAGAAUCUUUCAACUGUUCUUGAUGAGAAUGAAGAUCAUCUGCUUGACCCAUCACUCAAAACUGAAAUCACUCAGCACCUGAAAUCCUUGGAAAGUGAGCUCAAAAAGUAUUUCCCAGAAUUCGAGGAGGAAGAUGGGAAAUUGGUGAGGAAUCCUUUCUCUGGCACUCUUGAUAUUGCUACCAUUCCCAAUGAUGUUCAGGACGAAUUUCUUGAUCUCAAGAAUGAUUCUGCUGCCAAAGAUCUCUAUGAAGAAAGAUCUCUGACUGUAUUCUGGUGUGACAGGGUGAACGUAGGUAGUGGCAUGACAGGAGGUAUGUGUCUAGAUAGCAAAUCAGCUACCACGUUCGCACGACCCGGCAAAUACUUGAAGUCGGUUUGCGAAUUCCUGUAUGGUCAGAUAACAGCGUGCAAGACGCCCUAA